Messenger RNA from Marchantia polymorpha subsp. ruderalis, 557 nucleotides. The record is from the annotation of a GenBank genome assembly. NCBI's taxonomy places the organism in Eukaryota, Viridiplantae, Streptophyta, Marchantiopsida, Marchantiales, Marchantiaceae.
CAUGAAACUCAAGUGAAAAGGAGGAGGACGACGAAAUUUGCAAGUUCUUUCGAGAAUGCUUCGAUUCUCUUUGUUUCUUGCGUGAGUGAAAUUUUCCGCCAAAUCUAGAAAGGGCGGGGCAAAAGAAGAAUCACGAGAGUGCAAGAUUGAUGACGAAGAAACCCGUAAAAUCGAAGAUCGAAGAUCGAAGAGUAAAGGUUUGGACUGAUGAGCGGAUGAUGGAGGAGGGUCCAAGAAUGGGUCGGAUGAGGGUGGUGCAAGUUGUACGAGCAAACGGAGCCGAAAACCGUCAAUCCUCUUCGGGAUUUGAGACCCGUGUCGGUCGUCGCACAAGUACGGUACGGGGUCAAAAGCAGCAAUAUCGAUCGUGUAGGGAAGAGCAGCUGGUGGACACAAGAGGUGAUGGAAAGAAGAUGUUUGCAAAGGAUAGAUGAAGUGAGGUCCUGCGGGGUCCGAAGACCUCGACCUUUACACGAAGGAAAAACAUGCAAAGAAUUUCUUCAGAGGGACACACGUCACUGUUGUAAAGGAUUAAAGAGUGCAGCUUUCCUUACAGC